Messenger RNA from Styela clava, 2392 nucleotides. Its product is annotated as iron-sulfur cluster transfer protein NUBPL-like. Lineage: Eukaryota; Metazoa; Chordata; Ascidiacea; Stolidobranchia; Styelidae. Gene Ontology annotation, molecular function: ATP binding; ATP-dependent FeS chaperone activity; 4 iron, 4 sulfur cluster binding. Gene Ontology annotation, cellular component: mitochondrion. Gene Ontology annotation, biological process: mitochondrial respiratory chain complex I assembly; iron-sulfur cluster assembly. The record is from RefSeq and is a predicted model, not a curated record.
AAGGCACCAAUUUAUGGUGAAUAAAAUAUGGCUAUGUCUUUUAUUAAAAUUGAUCAGUGCUAAUUUUAUAACAAAGCAUUCUUGGAAAGUACGAAUCUGGGUCACAUGUUCAUGCGACCAAAAUAAUUCACAACCAGAGUCAACUUGAGUCACAGGUGAAAGGAACCAUAAGUUCAGGUUGCAAGUCGAGUCACUGAACUCCCAGGUUGGAAGUCAAGCUGAGUUGCAUGUGUCUUGAGUAUCUAGUUCAAAUUAUAGUCGAUUUUAUCAACAAACUAAGAUUUUUCAUAUAAAUCAAAGGGACCUAUCACAAUAAAAAAUCUAGUCAAUUUUCGAUAUUAGUAGACCAAACGGUCGUUUCAAUAUAUUGUUGUUGUUCUUGUCCUUCGACACGUUUUUAAAAAGUCGCUUUUCUGUUUGAUUACUGGACCAAUUGCUCUAAAAUUUUCAGUGGUUAAAUAUAAAAUUUUUCUUUAGAAGGCGAUUAGCCUACUUUCAUUCAUUUCAAACGUGUCCAUAUAUUUGAGCAUAGCUCUUCAGCCUCAAGUCAAGUCUCCCUGAUGGUUUUUCAAUUUUUUUCAAGUCUAGUUAUUUCUAUGUCUACCUGAUCCCAUCCCAGCAUCAAGCAUAAAAUAAUAAUCUGACCAUUCACGUUCAAAAUCAAAAAGCACUCACAUGCAGGCAUGGGUAAAAACUAAAAGUACCGUACACAAUGCUUUACUCUUGCUGCUGCGUUAAAUCGUUUACAGUUUCGCCGACUGCCUUUAUUACUGUAAUUAAUUUGGCUACACACUGAUAUCAUUGUUCGAUUCGCUGAUGCAGUAACGAGGAAGGUGGCUAAGUAAACAUUUUGGUGUUCAGGUGUCAGAGACGCUUCGUCCAAGACACCAUUACGAAUUCAUUCUGCCAUCUCGUGAAUUAAUUUCAUGUUCACUAAAGCGUAGCGGAUUGCGCAAUAUCUGUUUUGAAUUUGCUGUUCACGUUUGUUUCCGAGUUACAGAAUUUUAGUCAGGUGAUGUCGUUGUGUUAUGUUUAUAACUAUUUUGAAUAUGUUUUGGAAAAGUGCUAACAAGUUAGUACCAAUUUGUAGACCAGCGAAGAAGACAUCAAUAAGAAUAUAUAGCACCCACAAAAAGGAUGAUUCUGAGAGACAAAAAGAAAUGAUGCGAAGAGGACUUCCCAAAGUACAAAAAAUUGAUGGUGUCAAAAAUAUUCUUCUUGUGGCUUCUGGAAAAGGAGGUGUUGGAAAAUCAACUGUGGCUGUGAAUCUGGCUUGUGCAAUGAAAUCCUUGAAAAAUAAUUUUAAAGUUGGUUUGCUGGAUGCAGAUAUUUAUGGUCCAUCAAUUCCAAAAUUAAUGAAUUUAAAAGGAAACCCAGAAUUGACUCAAGAUGACAAAAUGGUCCCUUUGACAAACUAUGAUAUUCCUUGCAUGUCUAUGGGAUUCUUGGUUGAUGAGAAAUCUCCAAUAGUAUGGAGGGGUCUGAUGGUCAUGCAAGCUAUUCAGAGACUACUAAGACAGGUCAACUGGGGAAUUCUUGAUAUCCUGGUAAUAGACAUGCCACCUGGAACAGGGGACGUGCAACUUUCAAUAACACAGAACGUACCAGUAACAGGUGCGAUAAUUGUAUCAACUCCUCAAGACAUCGCCCUUUCAGAUGCUCGUAGAGGAGCAGAGAUGUUUCAUAAAGUCAACGUGCCAGUUUAUGGGAUAAUACAAAACAUGAGUGUGUUCUGUUGCCCAAAUUGUGGAACAAAGACCAAUAUAUUUGGUACUGGAAUGUUGGAGAACCUGGCAACUGAAAUGAAGAUAGACAUUUUAGGAAAUAUUCCACUUCAUCCACAAAUUUGUGUAGAUUCAGACAGAGGAGUACCGAUAACAAUAAAUAGUCCAGAAAGUGAUCAAGCGAAAGAAUUUAUUAAGGUAGCUGAUAAAGUUUGCAAGCGAAUUUUCGAUUCUUGAUUAGAACAUUGGAAUCUGAUGCUUGUUUAGCGAGGAUUUCUAUCCAGUUCUUCAGCAACACUGUUCUGCUUGGCACUGUCCAUCGAGUUGAACAAUUCACACAAGUCUCCAUCAAUAACAUUCUAGAAUAAGUCAAAGGAAGAUCAUUGAAAAUAUGGAAAUAUUUUAGCCAUUGUGACAAUAAAAACUUACCUUGAGUGGAAAAUAGAACGAUCUGUAGGCAAGAUGAUCUCUACCUAGUAACGGCGAUGAUUCAUUUCUCAUAUGCAUUUCCAAAUGUUGGAAAAAGUCGUGAUCCUUCAAAAGAAAACAGUUUAUCAGUUAAAAAGUCAAUUUAUUGAAAUAUAUCAACAUAACUGGGUGAUCAAUUCUUUUUCAAGGAAUAUUUGAAUACUUUUAAAUGUAAAUAAAAUCUCUGCAAUCUAAUAAUA